Molecule: messenger RNA, 2565 nt
Organism: Geosmithia morbida
Lineage: Eukaryota; Fungi; Ascomycota; Sordariomycetes; Hypocreales; Bionectriaceae
Product: DNA topoisomerase 2-associated protein PAT1
Exons: 2
Coding region: 1-2565 (854 amino acids)
Biological process (GO): deadenylation-dependent decapping of nuclear-transcribed mRNA; P-body assembly
Cellular component (GO): P-body
Molecular function (GO): RNA binding
Source: RefSeq, a predicted model, not a curated record
AUGUCAUUCUUCGGCUUCGACACAACGAGCCACGACAAGGCAAAGCCCGGCUUCUCCCAGGCCCAUGACCCCUUUGCCGGUCUCUCCGGGCGGGAUGCCGAUGUCGAUGAUGCCCUCGAGUUCGAGGACACUUACGACGGCCUAGGCGACCAGCUCGAUGACGCCGACGACGCCUUCAACGAUGACACCUUUGGAGGGGGAGAUGUAGGUGGUGCGGCUGCCGCCAGCAGCCACCAGCUCCCGUCGUCCGGCAAGGUUGGCAAGGACUUUGACUUCUUUGGCCAGACAGCUAAGGUGUCCGGUGCCAUCGAGGAGGAACAGCUUCGCUUCGAACGCCAGCAGCCCACGUCGAGGGUGACUUCCUACCCGGUCCAGCCUCAGGUCCAGCCUCAGCCCCAAGGCAGCUACUACAGCGCCCAGCCUACGCAGCCGAGCUACCGCCCCGCACGUACGGGCUACGAGAAGUACAAGGAGGCAGAGCCGAUGCCUGACCUCAACGUCGACCGCAGCAUCUGGGGGAUCGGACCCGCCAAGACGGCCCCCCAGGCUGAACCUGCCCCGGCCCACCCGAGCCAGCCCUCCGGGUCGAGGAAGGUCUUGAGCCUGGAAGAGGUCGAGGCUGCCAUGCGCCAAAAGUCCGCGACCCCUGCCCAGGCUCCUCAGCCGUUCCCACCUCAGAUGCCUGCUGAGGUGCCUUACGGCCAGGUUCACCCCGCCUACCAGUUCCAGCAACUCCAGCAGAUUCAAGAACAGCAGCAGCACUUCCAGCAGCAGCAGGCUCAGCAGCAGCAGCAGCAGCAGGCUCAGCAACAACAGGCUCAAAAGCAGAAGACUCAGCAGCAGCACGGGCAACCGGUCACUAUCCUGCAGAGACCCCAGAGUAUCCAGCAGCCCAAGGCGACGCCCGCUGCUCAGGCCAUCCCGCCUCCUCAACCCCGCCAUGAUCAGCCCCUCGCUCCUGCCGUCCACCCGACACAGAUACUCCAGAAUCCCAACCGCAUGUCCGGCGAUGCGACGCGAGCUGGCCACCAGGCGAACCUGUCUCAAGGUGUCUUGUCCGGGAUCGCGCAGCUCCAGGCUCACCCUCACCUCAGCCAGAUGUCUGACGAGGAGAAGCUGGCCCUUAUGGACCAAGAGACCAAGAGGGCUAAGCGCAACCACAAGAUCUGGCUUCUCUCCAAGGACAACGGCCUCAUGACGCCCCAGGACAAGAACUUCAUCACCCGCAUCCAGCUCCAGCAGCUGGUGUCGGCCACUGGAAACCCCACGGAGCAGAACACGGAUGCCGCGCUGGCCGAGGACUUCUAUUACCAGGUUUACAGCCACAUCCGCGCCGGCCACCGCCAGAACCCUAGCCAGCCUCUGAGCAACUUUGCUCAGACGUACCUCUUCCAGACGGGAAGUCGUCAUGGUGGCAUGCGUCGUCAGGGACGACCAGCCGAGAACCACUUCCAGCGCAUGGAGCAGCAGGUACAGCGAGCCGUCGAGGCGGCCAAGAACAAGCCCAAGAACCCGCAGCUCGUCAUCGAGGGUAGCCUGGGCAAGAUCUCGUUCAGCAACGCCAAGACGCCCAAGCCCCUCCUCAACAUCAAGCGUACCGAGAACGAGUCGCCCCGUCCGCACGGCGCCAAGAAGGCGACGACUGCCGGCCUGGACCGUCGAUCCGUCCUCCGCAACGUCGAAAAGGUCUACACCACGCUCAUGAAGAUCGAGGACCACGUUCGCCUCAUACCCCCGCCCCCGACUGAGGUCAUGGAUGAGGAGCUUCAGAGGAGCCACGUGGAGUGGAAGGCUACCCUGGAUGGCUACCUCGCUCAGCUCUGGGACCAGCUGCAGGUCCACCACCCCGUCGACGUCGUCGUCCCCCACCCCUUCAUCGCCUUCCUCUCGUGCGCCAAGGGCAAGAAGGCGAUCCCUCGCAUCUUUCCCCACCUCGACUUCGAGAAGCGCACCACUAUCCUGACCCUGAUCAUCUACCACCUCGACCAGCUCGACGUGGUCCAGGGCGCCGUCACGGGCUCAGACACGACGCUCAACUCGAGGAUGCGCGAGAACAUCGAGCUCUUCGUCUCAGCCGUCAUGCCUUCUCUCAUGCAGUACUUUGGCGACACUGGUCUAGACAUCGUCGACGGUCUUCUGAACCUCUUUGCCAUGAAGCUCAACGUCGACAUGAUUGCCAAGACGAGGAUCGGCGUUUCCAUGCUCACACUGAUUCUCAGCCGCGCCGUCCUCCUGAAGCAGAACGGUGCCGGCGGCCCCGAGCAGUGGGAGAAGUGGGACCACACCUUUGAGACCUUGUUCAACAAGCUCGAGCCGUCCCUGCCCAACAUCUUUCCCGGCAGCGUCAACACGGGCGAAGACGUCUACGUCUGGCAGCUCCUCGCUGCCAUGGGUGUCAGCGCCAACCACGACCAGCAGACGAGGCUCGUGCUGGCCGUCAAGGACCGCGUCCUCGACACAGUCCAGCUCUCCAAGACUCUCCCUGCCGCCAUGGCUAGCGAACGUCUCGGAAGCGUCAAUCUGUUUAUGCGUGCCAUCGGACUCGAUGUCGAGCUACUUCAGUAA